UCAUCAUGGUCCCGCACCGCAACCUCAACCACACAACACCGCCGUUCGGACCAUCAGGAGAAGUCACCUAACAUCUUAUCCUAUUAUGGAGUGCGACAUUUGCGGCAAGACCGCCACGUCUACAACACCCAUCCUAUGUAUCACCUGUGCCCGCUGCGCCAUCGAAGUCCCCCGCAUCGCGCUCGCCUCCGCCCUCAUCGACCGCGGCAAGACGGGUCGAGUCGUCCAAGCCGUCGUCGAGGGAUCGGAAGAUAAAGCAACGCAAUAUGUAUCCCUGGCCGAUUCCAAGGGAGGAUUGCUGGUGGAUCGAUCCGAAUGCACCAAGAACGCGGAUAUCCAGCGGAUGAGGGCGGAGACGGCGGAGCAUGAAGAGCGCAUCCAGCUUAUUGGUCAGCAGGCAGAGAAGCUGAGGGAGAAUAUGGAGGCGACGAGGAAGCUGUUGGAGGAGAGGAGGAGGGAGAUUGCGCAGCGGAAGUCGGAUAUCUCGUCUGCUACGUAUGGGAUUGAAGCGCGGAGGGCGAAUGAGGUGGACAAGGUGCAGCAUAGUAUCAAGAGGUUGGAAUAUAACCUUGACAAGGUGCAUAAGCAGACGAUGGAGGUGCGUAGGGAGAGGUGUGCGUCUCUUGCUAGGCUGGCGGGGCUAAAGAUGGGGAAGAGGAAGAUGAAGGAUGGGACUGUUAAGGAGGUGUAUACGAUCGGACCAGGCUCGAGGUUGAGAAUAUAUGAUCUUCGAGACCUCCAUGAUGCCUCAUCCGACAGCCUGUCAGCAUCCCUGGGCUUGGUUGCACAGCUCGUCGUUCGAGCGGCCUCGUAUCUUGGAGUCCGUCUUCCGGCCGAAAUCACGCUUCCUCACACCGACUAUCCGCUUGCCACGAUCUUCCGUCCGGCCUCGUCGUACCUGGGACAGAAGAUUCCCUUCCCGGGCGGAGGGCAAUCGACUGCGAACAGUCCGGAGGGCUCCCGCACUCUUGACGCUCACGCCAAUCUACCUAAACCGCGGUCGCUGUCCAUUGAUAGACCGCUGACGCAUCUAUCUGCUCAGGACACGCCUGCUUAUCUGCUGUUCAUCGAGGGGAUUUCCCUGUUGGCAUAUGAUGUUGCGUACCUCUGCCGGACGCAGGGGCUCAACGACGAGUUCAAUACAUGGGAAGAUGUCUCGCCCAUAGGCCGCAAUCUAUACCGUCUUUUAAUCGACCAAGGUAACGGAUUUGGUAAUAUCCUGGAUAUUCCCAGGACUGCGUCAAAGAAUCCCAUUGCGCGGAACACUGUCCGGUUUGGGGAGAUAUCGCAUGCUACGGCGCACUCGUUCCUCAACUCCGCGGAAUACGUGCAGUAUCUCGCCGGGUGGAAACUAUCUCCCACGAAGAUCGCCGACGGGCUUCGAGCGUACUUGCUCGCGGAGCAGCAGGCAUCGGAGUGGGAUGUGCUCUCUCAGAAGGAGUGGGAGGACAUGGAGGAUAUCAUUGCGGAGGAUCCUGUUGUGGUAGGGAUGAGACGGGGUGAGCUGGCUGGUGCGGGGGCAAGCCUGAGCGGUUCCCCGAGGGAGCGGAAUAGGGCAUCACUGGCAGGAGAGGCGCCUAGUGACUCGGGGAGGGAGGAGCGGAAGAAGGGGGUCAGUGGGUGGACGAAGCUGAAGAGCAGGAAUGGGGAGACGUGAUGCUGGGGUGAUAUCUUGAACGGCACCAUGUGGAGAGGAUGGUGCAGUGAAUCCA
Westerdykella ornata is the source of this 1712-nucleotide messenger RNA. RefSeq lists its product as uncharacterized. The transcript is spliced from 2 exons. Gene Ontology annotation, molecular function: SNARE binding. Gene Ontology annotation, cellular component: endosome; lytic vacuole. Gene Ontology annotation, biological process: SNARE complex assembly. The record is from RefSeq and is a predicted model, not a curated record. The coding region runs from base 86 to 1657 and encodes 523 amino acids. Lineage: Eukaryota; Fungi; Ascomycota; Dothideomycetes; Pleosporales; Sporormiaceae.